GACACCGCUGGCCAGUUCAUCGCUCUCUCCCUCUCCCUCUCCUAUUUCCUCCUCGAAUUCCCUGUCCGUUCUCAACGGCGAGCUCUCAAUAUACCGUGCUUGCUGUCGCUGGUCGAACUGUGGUCGAUAUGACUGCAAUGGACGCCUCGCAGGUGUCUCCUGGUAUCGAGUCUACCCCCGCUCCUGCCGUCAGUAGCCUCCGCUCGCGGUUCGAGCAGCUCGCUGCGGAUACCGCUGCCACCUCUGUGACGAGCAGGCCAUCCAGUACUUAUGGCUAUCUGUCUCCGGACCCAUCUGGCUCUCGUCCGCGCGCGAAUUCGGCCUUCAUCGAGGCCAAGCAGGAUCUCCAUGCAUUGCGGCCAGCCUCGUCUUCUUCUGAUCUUAAGUCUGGCACGAAAAGACCCCCUCCGCCUCCUCCCACUCGUCAUUCGGGCUCGUCGUCACCAUCGCCGCGUCCUAGCCCGCUUCUGCGCCCGGUCAUUAUUCCUGAUCCUUCGCCGUCCCCGCUGGUCACCGAAAGCAUCCUGGUCUUAGAUAGCCGGCCUUCUUCAUCUGUUAAUCCCACUGCAUUAGCUCGAAAGCCUCCUCCGCCACCGCCUCUCCUUGAACACAGGUCUGAAAGUACUGCCUCACAGCGCAGUUCCGCCGUUUCAUCUCUUGUGAGCAAGUUCGGGUAAGUGCCCCAAUCUCUUCAUCUUUCAGAUUUCUUGCUAGACCACCUCUUGCGCUACGUUGGAUGCUACUCGAACGCGUUCAAUCGCGACCACAAGCUCAAGUAUGUGGUGAGCUGCACUCGGACGAGCACAAG
Molecule: messenger RNA, 808 nt
Organism: Laetiporus sulphureus 93-53
Lineage: Eukaryota; Fungi; Basidiomycota; Agaricomycetes; Polyporales; Laetiporaceae
Exons: 1
Coding region: 129-677 (182 amino acids)
Source: RefSeq, a predicted model, not a curated record